GUUGUGCUCUUUGGUUUCAUCGAGAGAGAACCUAAACCCGAUCUGAACCAAUAACAAGAAGAAGAAGAAUGGCGUCUUCGUCGUUCUCAGUCACGUCUCCGGCUGCUGCUACCGUCUAUGCAGUCACUCAAACCUCGUCGCACUUUCCAAUCCCAAACCGCUCUCGCAGAGUUACUUUCCGUCUCUCUGCUAAGCCCAAGCUUCGCUUUCUCUCCAAGCCUAGUCGCAGUAGCUACCCUGUGGUGAAGGCACAAUCUAACAAGGUUAGUACUGGUGCACCAUCAAAUGCUGCCAAAAUUGAUGAGCCAUCAGCUGAAGGAAAGGAGAAAACCACGUUGAAGGACUCGUCUUCUUCUUCUUCUUCUUCACCUGAAUUAGCUACAGAAGAGUCUAUUUCUGAGUUCCUUACCCAAGUAACAACUCUUGUCAAGCUUGUGGAUUCGAGAGACAUCGUCGAGUUGCAGUUGAAACAACUUGACUGUGAACUAGUCAUUCGUAAAAAAGAAGCCUUACCUCAACCUCAAGCUCCUGCAUCGUAUGUUAUGAUGCAGCAACCAAAUCAACCAUCUUAUGCACAACAAAUGGCUCCUCCCCCUGCACCUGCUGCUGCCUCACCAGCCCCUUCUACGCCAGCCACCCUGCCUCCACCAUCCCCACCUACUCCAGCCAAAUCAUCGCUUCCUACUGUUAAAAGCCCUAUGGCUGGCACAUUCUACCGUAGUCCUGCACCUGGUGAACCACCCUUUAUUAAGGUUGGAGACAAAGUGCAGAAGGGACAAGUUCUAUGCAUUGUUGAAGCCAUGAAGUUAAUGAAUGAAAUAGAGUCUGACCAUACAGGAACCGUAGUCGAUAUUGUCGCAGAAGACGGCAAGCCUGUCAGCCUCGACACUCCUCUGUUUGUGGUUCAACCUCGAGAUCUCUCCUUCAUCAUCAUCGCUCUCUUCUCUUCGAUUCUCUUUCCUCAGCUUUCCUCGUUACCGGAUCCGUCGUUUUACGAUUAUCUCCGGGAAAGCAAUCUUCCCGCCGGAAUAGUUCCAAAAGGAGUUACUAAUUUCUCGAUCGACGUUAAAACGGGUCGUUUCACUGUCGCUCUCCCUGUUCCUUGCGAUGCUAAAUUCGAGAAUCAGUUCCACUUCGACUAUAACAUCUCCGGCGUUCUUUCCGAUGGACGGAUCGGGAAUUUAUCGGGUGUGACGCAGAAGGAGCUGUUCUUGUGGUUUGCUGUUAAAGGAAUACAUGUGGAUCCGGAGAGCUCUGGGUUAAUUCACUUUGAUGUCGGUGUUGCUGAUAAGCAGCUUUCUCUCUCGCUCUUUGAGUCUCCUCGAGAUUGCACUGCCGCGGAAUCUCAACCUCGUGCGGUUGAUUUCUCUAGACCCCGUGAUUUGGAGAAGAAAUCUGAAGAUAUCCAAUCGAUAUUUGGACCACGAAGAAAUCGAUGGGCAUUAGGUUUUUGAUUGAGGCGUAGAAGGAAGUGCAAAGUCUUCUGGUAUGGUGUGUCUUGUAAAAAGUUUGGCUUGUAGUAGGUUUUUUGUUUUAUACCAUAUCCUAUAGUAUCAACAGCAUAAGCUUUCAAUGACUGCAAUAGACAAGCUUAGGAGGCAUGAAUACUUUUACUUUGUUACGGAUUAUUAGGGGUUAAGACAUAUAUACAUAUAUGAUAUAUGCUUGUGGAUUUUCACCAGAAACUGUUGUGUUUUUGUUAUCACACUCUUUUCUUUUGGUAUAAGAAAGGAUGUUGAGGAUA
This is a messenger RNA of Arabidopsis arenosa, 1744 nucleotides long. The record is from the annotation of a GenBank genome assembly. Lineage: Eukaryota; Viridiplantae; Streptophyta; Magnoliopsida; Brassicales; Brassicaceae.